UAUUUUAGUACUGAUCAUAUCCCAGUUGUAGCAGCAUAUAUUUAAAACGUAUUUGUUAAAAACCCGUUUAUUUAUUGGAUAUGUCUCUAAAAGGAUGUAAGCGAUUUUUUGUAACAUAUUUAAUAGUGCAACUAUGUUUAGCGGAACAAAAUAUCCAACAUAAAGCUCGGAUAAACUAUAAACUCAAAGAUGAGAAUAUAUCUAAUGAAACCAGUUCUAGCAGUCUUGCUAAUUGUAUGAUGUAUUGUUCCAUGCAGCAAGAUUGUAUAACGGCGUCAUUCAAAUCACCGGCAGAAAACUGUCUGUUGUCGUCGUACGAUACAAUUGAUGACGGUCUGCAGAUACCUGGUACUCCCAGUGGAUUGUUAUUUUCUGACGGAUGGACUACAAUGACGAAGAUGAGAUAUCCAGUUUUUCACGCCACUGGUCAACAUGGGCGCUACGGUAUGACCUUUGAACAAGCUAAGCAACAAUGCAUUGACUAUGGAACAACUAUUGCCUCCCCGACAGAAGUUAUACAAGCACGAUCCAUGGGAUACCAGAUGUGCGCAUGUAGCUGGAUGUCAGAUGGUUCCAACGGCUUGGUUGUUCAGUCAUACAGCCCUGGUUGUGGUUUCAGUAAAACGAUAGUUUACUGUCAUUAUAGAAAAGCAAAUGUCUUUUGUAAACUGGUGUAAAGUAAACUUGCAGAUUCGCUAACAAAAGGGACCAGGAAAAUAUCUUGUGUUCCACAGUAUGGAUACUAUAGAACAUUUAAAAUAAUCAAUUAACCAAAAUAAAAUAUUCAUGUUGCGUUGCAGAACUACUAAGAAUAAUGUUU
Ruditapes philippinarum (Manila clam) is the source of this 820-nucleotide messenger RNA. Its product is annotated as aggrecan core protein-like. The transcript has 2 exons. Gene Ontology annotation, biological process: cell adhesion. Bases 81 to 677 code for a protein of 198 amino acids. Gene Ontology annotation, molecular function: hyaluronic acid binding. The record is from RefSeq and is a predicted model, not a curated record. NCBI's taxonomy places the organism in Eukaryota, Metazoa, Mollusca, Bivalvia, Venerida, Veneridae.